AUGGAGCAGCAACAGAGUGUCGUCGAAGAUGUCAUGGGUAUAGCAGAUAGAAGGAAAGGCUGUUGGCGCAAUCAAGACUGCAACAGCUGUCUCAGAAGCAAGUAUAGUUGUGGAUGGUGCCCGAGUAGUUCCACCUGCGUCCCCUCACCAAAAAACCUCCUCUCACCACUCAACCACCCCGUUUGUCCUCUCGCCUCUGAACGCUACGAACUACGAACCGCAGCACUUGGAUGCAAAUGCAGUACAUACACCUUACUCAGCAUUAUCAUCACGGUAUUUUGUACUCUUGGGGCGGUGCUAUUUGUGUCGUUAGUGUUGUGGUUGCUUAAGUGGUGGGGAAGGACGAUGAGAUCGGGUGGUUGGGAGAUUGUGGUUGAGGAGGAUGGGACGGUGAGGGAAGGGACGUGGAGGAGAGGGAGUUGGUGGCCCAGGUGGAUGGUUGCAAGGAGGUGA
Messenger RNA from Aureobasidium melanogenum CBS 110374, 453 nucleotides. RefSeq lists its product as uncharacterized. The record is from RefSeq and is a predicted model, not a curated record. Lineage: Eukaryota; Fungi; Ascomycota; Dothideomycetes; Dothideales; Saccotheciaceae. The transcript is spliced from 2 exons. Bases 1 to 453 code for a protein of 150 amino acids.